AUGGCAUCCUCGCGCACCCUCUCUCGCCAGCUCGGCGGCCUCCUCCGCGGUGCCACUGGCAGCGGCAGCCGCAGCACCGGCGGCAGGGCGGCGCGCUUCGUCCCUGCGCGCCAGCAGUCGACGCUGCCCGCCGUCGCCGCGGCGCACCUCAACCCGGUCAACGGCUUCGUCGGCGCCGUGGGCAACACGCCCCUCAUCCGGAUCAACACGCUGUGCCAAGAGACGGGCGCCGAAAUCUACGGCAAGGCCGAGUUUAUGAACCCGGGCGGCAGCGUAAAGGACCGCGCCGCCCUCUUUGUCGUCAAGGACGCAGAGGAACGCGGCCUCAUCCGCCCCGGCGGCACCGUCGUCGAGGGCACCGCCGGAAACACGGGCAUCGGCCUCGCACACGUCUGCAGGGCAAAGGGCUACAAGUGCGUAAUCUACAUGCCCAACACCCAGAGCCAGGAAAAGAUCGACCUGCUCCGCAUGCUCGGCGCCGAAGUCUACCCCGUCCCCGCGGUGGCGUUUGACAACCCGCAGAACUACAACCACCAGGCCAAGCGGCACGCCGAGUCGCUCGACAACGCCGUGUGGACCAACCAGUUUGACAAUACGGCCAACCGCCGCGCGCACAUCGAGACGACGGGCCCCGAGAUCUGGGACCAGACCAACGGCGGCCAGCUCGACGGCUUCAUCUGCGCCACGGGCACCGGAGGCACGCUGGCGGGCAUCACCCACUACCUCAAGGAGCGCUCCCAGGGGCGCGUCCAGUGCUGGCUGGCCGACCCGCCGGGCUCGGUGCUGCACUCGUACAUCCAGACCAAGGGCAAGCUCAUGGACCGCCAGGGCGGCUCCAUCACCGAGGGCAUCGGCCAGGGGCGCGUGACGGACAACCUCAAGCAGGAGGUGUCGGUGCUCGACGACUCGGUGCACGUGCCGGACGAGGAGAGCAUCGCCAUGGUCUACCGCCUCCUCGACGAGGAGGGCAUCUACAUUGGCGCCAGCUCCGCCCUCAACGUCGUCGCCGCCAAGAAAAUGGCCGAGCGGCUGGGCAAGGGCAAGACGGUCGUCACGAUCCUCUGCGACGGCGCCUACCGCUACCAGGCGAGGCUCUUCAGCCGCAAGUGGCUCGAGAGCAAGGGCCUCGCCGAUGCCAUCCCCGAAAGGCUGCAGAAGUACAUCGUGCUUCCGUGA
This is a messenger RNA of Pseudozyma flocculosa PF-1, 1176 nucleotides long. RefSeq lists its product as uncharacterized. Lineage: Eukaryota; Fungi; Basidiomycota; Ustilaginomycetes; Ustilaginales; Ustilaginaceae. The record is from RefSeq and is a predicted model, not a curated record. Gene Ontology annotation, cellular component: cytoplasm. The coding region runs from base 1 to 1176 and encodes 391 amino acids. Gene Ontology annotation, molecular function: cysteine synthase activity. The transcript is spliced from 2 exons.